AUGGACUGCUAUAGGGACUUAGUCAGCUAUCUCAGCUGUGGGAUGAUCUUAACAGGACUCGGACACUUGGUUCAUCACAAGAAGAUGCAGACCUCCUAUGGGCGCCACAUGGGACCCUCUCCUCUGGCGGGAGUCAGAGUUGCCUGGUCCCUCCAGGAGAUGCCAGCUCUCCUGAUCCCCCUGCUUUUAACGCUCACCAGGCACAAACCCUCCAGUACCGGAAAGUACCUGCUGCUUAGGACAUUUUGCAUGCACUACUUUCAAAGGACAUUUGUCUAUUCACUACUGACCAGAGGAAAACCUUUCCCACUGGGUGUGAUGGUGCCAGCAGGCUUAUUCUGCUCUCUGAAUGGUUUCCUGCAGGGACACUAUCUGCUGCACUGUGCCCAGCUUGAUAAUGAAUGGUCAGGUGACUAUCGUUUUAAAACUGGUUUACUGCUGUUUUACAUUGGAAUGGCCAUCAAUGUGCACAGUGAAUAUAUUCUACGCAACCUGAGGAAACCAAGGGAAGUAGUUUACAAGAUUCUUACAGGAGGUCUGUUUGAAUAUGUGUCUGGUGUCAACUACUUAGGAGAGAUAGAGUGGUUUGGCUAUGCGUUAGCCAUUCCAGCACUCUCAUUUGCUGUAUUUAGCCUGUGUUUUAUUGGACCAAGAGCCUAUCACCAUCACAGGUUUUACCAAGAGAAAUUCAAAUAAUAUCCCAAGUUAAGAAGGGCUUUGAUUCCAUUCAUCUUCUGA
This is a messenger RNA of Anoplopoma fimbria (sablefish), 738 nucleotides long. RefSeq names its product steroid-5-alpha-reductase, alpha polypeptide 2b (gene srd5a2b). Gene Ontology annotation, molecular function: 3-oxo-5-alpha-steroid 4-dehydrogenase activity. The record is from RefSeq and is a predicted model, not a curated record. Gene Ontology annotation, biological process: steroid biosynthetic process. Lineage: Eukaryota; Metazoa; Chordata; Actinopteri; Perciformes; Anoplopomatidae.